Molecule: messenger RNA, 1938 nt
Organism: Photinus pyralis (common eastern firefly)
Lineage: Eukaryota; Metazoa; Arthropoda; Insecta; Coleoptera; Lampyridae
Product: venom carboxylesterase-6-like
Exons: 11
Coding region: 102-1766 (554 amino acids)
Source: RefSeq, a predicted model, not a curated record
ACUUCCACUACAAGCGCAAUUGGUAACGAUUGUUUUGUUGAAGACCAUACUCUUCGAGUAGUGAACGUAGUUGCCUAAAAAAGUGCGAAAUUAUUUCAAGAAUGUAUUUACUACUAACGUUAUAUUAUAUUACUUAUUCACUGGCUGACCCACCAGCUGCACCUUUGGUCCGCAUUUCUUUGGGAAACAUUCGAGGAUAUCAUAAGUAUUCGCUGGAGGGUCGUAGAUUUUCCGCAUUUGAAGGUAUUCCUUAUGCAGAACCGCCCGUUGGAGAAUUACGAUUUGAGGCACCUCGAAGUGCACGUCCAUGGAAUAAAACCCUGGAUGCCAAUACCUUAUUCGUAUGCUCUCAAACCAGGCAUCCGCUUUUGGAAGAGAAAAAAGCCCAAGAAGACUGCUUAUAUCUUAAUGUCUACGUCCCCAAAGAUCAACCAUCUGAAAACGAUAGCUUUGACGUUGUCGUUAAUAUACAUGGAGGCGCGUUUAUGAAUGGAGACGGUAACCUGGCUCCACCCGGUAUCAUUAUGGAUCGCGACUUUGUAUACGUCAACUUGAACUACAGGGUUGGAGCAUUGGGAUUUCUAAGUGUCGAAGACACAACCGUACCGGGUAAUAAUGGGCUUAAAGAUCAGCAACUGGCACUUCAAUGGAUCCAAACGCAUAUUAAACAAUUCGGAGGCAAUCCUAACUCAGUUACGCUGAUGGGCCAAUCGGCAGGCGGUGCGUCUGUUCAUUUUCACUACUUUUCUCCAAAAUCUAGAGGUUUAUUCCACAAGGGUAUAUCACAAAGUGGCAAUGUACUAAUGCCUUGGGCAAUCCAGGAGGGUGCCUUAAAGGAGGCCAAAAAACUAGCUGCUUUGUUAAAUUGUGAAGAUGCCAACAUACGAAAUAUGAUUUACUGUUUGAAACAGGUUCCCGUUGAAGAGCUUGUUUUAAAAACCAGAGACAUUUACCGAUUUAAUAUUUAUCCAUUGUCUCCGUUUGCACCUGUAGUGGAGGUCGACACAGAUACCUCCUUCAUGACGAAACAUCCAUACCAACAAUUGUUAAGCGGAGAAGUUAAUAACGUCCCAUGGUUAACCUGGAUAACAUCGGAAGAAGGAAUCAUAUUUAGCGCAUUACAACCGCCUGCAUCUUACGCUGAAAUUGAGAAGCACUGGGAUGAAUGGUCGCCCUACAUGUUCGACUACCAAUAUGCUGUGGCUGAAAGCCAGAAAAAGGCGGUCGCCCGAAGAAUUAAGUCUUACUACUUCCAGGACGAGAAACUUUGCCAAGAUAAUAUCAACAAAUUCACUGAUCUGAUGAGUGACCGAUAUUUUAAUGUGGGAUUUGAGCGGGCUGUAAUAAUGCAGGCGAAGUUUGGAAAAUCACCAGUGUACGCCGGGUUAUACAAAUUCAACAAAACUGAGGGUUUAGUCAAAUUGUUUGGUUUAGCUGUUGAGGGAGUCAUGCAUGGGGACGAUGUCGCUUUGUUACACGAUCUGAAACCUAUACGAGAUAUCAAGCUAUCAAAACCUGAAACGGAGAUGAAGAACCUGCUGCUGGACUUUCUUGUGUCGUACGCGAAGAAUGGUAAACCAGGGGCGGAUGGGGUACAUUGGGAGCCUGUGACGCCAGGAAAGUUGAAUUGCUUAUUGAUGCAUGACGCCGAUGACUGUAAUAUGGUGGAAAAUGUCGAAAUUAGUGCCAAAGCUUUUUGGGACAGUUUGGAAUUGAAGGAAAACGGUAACAUUGUACGAAAUGGCACAACCAUACCUAUAAUCUAGAACAGCAGUGAAAUUACCGGUUAGAUGUUCGGCCGGAAAAAUGAUAAGGACAAAAUUUGGCAGCGAUAUUAUGAAAAACAAUUCCGCUGCCAAACGCUAUUAUGUGAAACUUACAUUUUGUUAUGUUUUAUUUCAUUGUUAUGUAUACUGUUACAAUAAAUAUUUUUACAAA